Molecule: messenger RNA, 384 nt
Organism: Orbilia oligospora ATCC 24927
Lineage: Eukaryota; Fungi; Ascomycota; Orbiliomycetes; Orbiliales; Orbiliaceae
Exons: 3
Coding region: 1-384 (127 amino acids)
Biological process (GO): mitochondrial electron transport, ubiquinol to cytochrome c
Source: RefSeq, a predicted model, not a curated record
AUGACACUCUCGCAGUUCCUCUCCGACAUCUACGAGUCGUUCACCGUAGCCGAGGCUAAGGCCGAAGCUCCACCCGCUGAAGAGAAGGAGGAAGCUUCCGAAGAAAAGGAAGAAGAGAAGGAAGAAGCCGCUGCCGAGGAAGAGGAGGAAGAGGAAGAACCCGAGGAUAUUCUGCCACAGUUGCAAGAAGAAUGCCAAAACUCCAAGAAAUGCGCACCCUACAAGCAUCAUUACGAUGAGUGUGCCGAACGCGUACAGAAGUGGGACGAUGCUGAGGAAGGGGAAAGGGAGGGCAAAAGAGAGAGCUGCGUUGAAGAGUACUUCCACCUGAUGCACUGCACAGGAGACUGCGUCGCUCCAAAGCUCUGGGCGAAGCUCAAAUAA